AUGGCGACGACGGUACUCACACGUAUACUAAGAAGCGGGGAAGUACUCGGAAGAGGAGCAGCACGAAAGCUCGAAAAUGGAAGCGUGCUUGGACGUAUAAACGCUAGAACCAACGGCAUACGAUUUCUUCACAAAUCUCAAAAUAAUGCCAACGCCUCGUCGGCGACCAUUUCUCCCGAAACGCCCACUAAUUCCCUUCCGCCUUCUCUCUCUUCUACAACCGCAUCAAGCAUGGCGUCUGGCUCCAACAUGCCACUCGCUUUUCCGUGCAUAGAUCAUUUGACUACACGGACGCUCGAAUUGUCACUCGAGUCCGGUGGCCCAGAACCUUCGUAUGAAAAGGUCGUCACGGGUUAUGAAUUAUUCCAUUAUGAUAAACCGUUUUUAUGUGAUUAUGGAGGAAUACUGCCAUCGUUCAAGUUGGCUUAUGAAACAUGGGGAACAUUAAACGAGAAGAAGGAUAACGUGAUUCUGUUACAUACAGGAUUGAGUGCUAGUAGUCACGCAAAAAGCCACGCAAAGAAUAAACAUGAUGGUUGGUGGGAGAAGUUUAUAGGUCCAGGCGCAUCCUUGGACACAAACAAAUUUUUUAUAAUAUGCACUAACGCCCUUGGCGGCUGUUAUGGCUCUACUGGACCGUCUUCUCUUGAUCCAGCCGAUAACGAACGCUAUGCCACAAGAUUUCCCAUAAUUACCAUGUUUGAUAUGGUGCGUGCACAGUUUCAUUUGUUGGACCACCUUGGAAUUGACAAGCUACAUGCUAGCGUUGGUAGUAGUAUGGGUGGAAUGCAAUCGUUGGUAGCUGGUGCGUUGUAUCCCGAGAGAGUAGGGAGGUUGAUCAGUAUCAGUGCCUGUGCUAGGAGCCAUCCGUAUAGUAUUGCCCUGAGACAUACACAAAGACAAGUCUUAAUGUCAGAUCCGAAUUGGAAGAAAGGAUUUUAUUAUUCGUCUGUGCCGCCACAUAUUGGAAUGAAACUUGCUCGCGAAAUUGCAACAAUAACAUAUCGAUCAGGUCCUGAAUGGGAACGACGAUUCGGUCGCAAGCGAGCACUAGAAGAUCAAACACCUGCGCUGUGUCCAGACUUUUUGAUCGAGACUUAUCUUGAUUAUCAGGGAGAGAAAUUCUGUUUGCAAUACGAUCCAAACUCCCUGCUAUACAUUUCAAAAGCGAUGGAUCUCUUUGACAUGUCAGCAUCAGAGCUCGAACGUCUCAGUAAAUUAAGACAAAAAAACCAAGCCGCUUUCUCGUCAUCAUCCACACUUCAACCUAAUUCUCAAUCCGACCAACAAUGCUAUUUUCAUAGUCCAACACCGAAUCGACAAAGCAUUUCAUCACUUGAAAGUACUGGUGCCAGCGACCUUGAGGACUUGAUACAAGGUUUAUCCACAAUCAAGAUACCGUCUCUCGUGUUGGGUGUACAGAGCGACAGCUUAUUUCCGUAUUGGCAGCAAAAGGAAGUUGCAGAAUGUCUGAAAAGGAGUGGAAAUAAGGAUGUUACGUAUUACGAACUAGAUUCAUUGUAUGGACACGACACAUUCUUGAUUGAUUUGACUACUGUUGGAAGUGCUGUCAAAGGACAUUUGGAGUUGGGUGGAUGA
Molecule: messenger RNA, 1599 nt
Organism: Paraglomus brasilianum
Lineage: Eukaryota; Fungi; Glomeromycota; Glomeromycetes; Paraglomerales; Paraglomeraceae
Source: the annotation of a GenBank genome assembly